AUGUCGGCGUCCACAGGUGACUCAGGGCUCCGCGGAGGAUCCUCGAAGCCGCAGUGUUACGCUGGUAUUACCGCUGAUCUCGAUCUUGAACCCGUGCUCUUGUUGCGUCUCUCACUCCCAAGGCCCGAAUGGAUGGAUAUGGACAAGAAGACUGAGACCUCUUACCACGACUUGCGCCCUCUCGGGCCACUGGAGCAGUACUCGGUCACUCGCAGUCAGUUGGGGAUAUAUCUCAAUGUUUGUCUUACUGCCUUUAUCAGUCGCCAGACCGCAGGGCAUCUCAAACCGAGGUUAUGUCGCGCCCUGGCUGCUCUCAUACUGCGGCACCCCGUCCUGUCUGCAGUCCCAGUUGACCUCGACAGCCAACCCAGCCGCUUUGUUCGCCUGCCGACCAUUGACCUUGACACCGUCGUGACGGUACGGGACGUCGCCGAGGAUGAAGAGUUUUCUCUAGACACGGCGCUGGAGGCGCAACACAACGAGCCGUUCGUGCAUCGACCUGGGGAGCUCAUCCCCUUUUGGAGAGUGCUGGCCUUCGAGAAUGGAGCAGAUAUUGCUUUGACACUCUGUUUUCAUCAUUCCCUCUUUGAUGGGAAAAGUGCCGUGGUGUUCCUCGAAGAUCUGGGAGUGUUGCUGUCCGAUCCAUCUGAGCACACUUCCCUCGCGGAAGGAGUCAUACCUACUCCGAUAUAUGCGCCUCUGCCGCCAGCCCUCGAAUCCAUUCUCGAGCUGCCACUCUCUAAUGCUUUCGUUGCCAAACAAAAAGAAGAACCGGAAGUAGAAGCGCAUGUCUGGUCCGCUCGGGCCCAGUCGCUUCCAGUCAGGACGCGAUUCUCCUCGCUGCACCUCUCAUCGCGGGCCUCCAAAACCAUCGUGAACCAGUCCAAGCAGCACGGUGUUUCCGUCACCGCCACGCUUAUGUCCUGCCUAGCCUCAUCGAUCUUUGCCGCUAUCCCGGAGGAGUACUCCACGAUCCAAGGCGACUGCGCGGUCUCACUGCGACCGUUUCUAGGGCCGCACGUCACCGAGCGUGACAUGGGCUGCUGGGUAGCUGCAUUCAGCGAGACGUACCACCGCUACCCCUGCAGCGAAGACCUCCUCUGGGAGAACGCACAGCGUACAAAGGCAACGAUUGACAAGGUAAUGCGAAAUAAGGGCAAGGACACGGGCACUGGCUAUCUGCGUCAUGUCUCCGACAUGCGUGCCUGGUUCCUUCAGAAGAUAGGCAGGAAGAGAGCGGCGGCCUUUGAACUAAGCAACCUCGGGGUCCUCGCCCCUAGGACGGACGCCGAGUCAACCAAUGAUUAUGAGAUCCAGGGUGUACUGUUCAGCCAGAGCGCUAGUGCAUGCUCGGGAGCACUCAAGGUCAGCGCCGUGACUGGGAGGGAUGGCAGGAUUAGCAUUGGCUUCGGCUGGCAAGAAGGGAUCGUUGAGGAUGAGCUGGUGAGCUCUGUCAAAGAGAACUUGGAGGAAUUGAUAUUGUUUGAAGAGACUACCGGCGACUCGGAUAGGGCGAAAGUCAUUCCUGUUCCCUGA
This is a messenger RNA of Thyridium curvatum, 1536 nucleotides long. RefSeq lists its product as uncharacterized. Lineage: Eukaryota; Fungi; Ascomycota; Sordariomycetes; Thyridiales; Thyridiaceae. The transcript is spliced from 3 exons. Gene Ontology annotation, molecular function: N-acetyltransferase activity. The coding region runs from base 1 to 1536 and encodes 511 amino acids. The record is from RefSeq and is a predicted model, not a curated record.